CUCUCGGAUUACAACAGGGGUUUUCUUUGAGGAUUGUUAUGGGCAAAGUCAUGAUUGGUGAUUUCUUAUUUCAUUCAACAUCAAGGCUGUUAGCAAGUUCGGAUUCUCAGGGCUUGGUCGGAGGAUAUGAAUUUUGCAUGUCACUCUUUCUGGCGAGCAUGGUCGUGUUCUGGAUUACAAGCGCGCCUUCAUUUUCAGCUUCUUUAUGCGCAAGUCUCUGAACAGUGAUGUGCAUUCUGUUGGAUCAUGAGCGUUGUUUUCAAGUUCAGGGCUUCGGAGGUUUAAUC
This is a messenger RNA of Aspergillus heteromorphus CBS 117.55, 287 nucleotides long. RefSeq lists its product as uncharacterized. The coding region runs from base 39 to 221 and encodes 60 amino acids. The transcript has a single exon. NCBI's taxonomy places the organism in Eukaryota, Fungi, Ascomycota, Eurotiomycetes, Eurotiales, Aspergillaceae. The record is from RefSeq and is a predicted model, not a curated record.